This is a messenger RNA of Lecanosticta acicola, 1953 nucleotides long. NCBI's taxonomy places the organism in Eukaryota, Fungi, Ascomycota, Dothideomycetes, Mycosphaerellales, Mycosphaerellaceae. The record is from the annotation of a GenBank genome assembly.
AUGCCUUCUUUCAACGGCUUGCGGAGUCGCAAGAACCAUACCAUCGCCACGGGACCCGAUCCCCUCUCCAACGAGGACUUCAAGGAAGCGGACAUCUCCCACGACGCGCACUCCGACAGUGGCCACAGCAGCAAUGACCUGAACCUCUACGAGAAGAACGAGCAGGAACUCCGCCGUGAUCCCAACAAUGUCACCUCCCACGCCCAGGAGGGUAUCCAGAAGGCCGAAGCGGCUGCUCUCGUCUGGAGCAAGAAGGCCAUCUGGAGCAUCUACGCGUGGUGAGUUGAGAUCCCUCAAUACCGUAUCAAUGUCAUCCACCCACCCACUCACCUUGUAUUGUCUGCAGGAUCUGGGUCUGCUACUUCUUGCUCGCCUUCCAGUCCGCCAUGCAGUCCUAUCUCACCGUCUACGCCUACGCCGACUUCAAGACCUCGCCCGCCAUCUCCACCGCCCUCAUCCUCUCCACCAUCAUCGGCGGCAUCCUCAAGGUGCCCAUCGCCAAGCUCAUCAACAUCUGGGGCCGUGCCGAGGGCUUCGCCGUCUUCGUCGGCAUCUACGUCCUCGGUCUCAUCCUGCUGGCCGCGAGCAGCGGCCCGAGCACGUACGCCGCCGGUUACACACUCUACUGGAUCGGAUACGACGCCAUCUAUCUCAUCCUCGACAUCUUCAUCGCCGAUACCUUUGGUCUGCGCAACAGAGCCCUGGCAUUUGCCUUCUCUUCCACCCCGUUCAUCAUCACCGCUUUUACCGGGUCACUGGCUGCCAACUCCAUUCUUGGCCCCACGGGCUCGGGAUGGCGAUGGGGUCUUGGUCUGUUCUGUAUCGUGAAUCUCUUUGCCUUUAUGCUUCUGGUCGUCGCCUUCAAAUUCUACCAGAUCAAGGCGGAGAAGGAGGGCCUAUACAAGCGUCCUUCCAGCGGUCGCUCCACCUGGCAGUCCAUCGUCCACUACUUCCAUGAGUUUGGCGGUGAGCUCUUCUUAUAUUCUUCCCUUCAAACUCAUGCUGACAUCCCUCGCAGUCGUCGGGUGCUUCCUUCUCAUGGCUGCCUUCGUGCUCUUCCUCCUCCCCUUCUCCCUCGAGUCCUACGGCCGCGCUCCAUAUGGGUCCGCCACCUUCAUCGCCAUGGUCGUCAUCGGAUUCUGCCUGUUCUUCGUCUUCGCUGCGUGGGAGAAGUGGUUCGCCAAAGUCCACUUCAUCAAGUGGGAGCUCCUGAGAGAGCGCACCGUCGUCGGGGCCUGCCUGCUCGCCGCCGUCCUCUACUACUCCUUCUACAACUGGGACCUCAACUACUACAACUUCGUCCUGGUCGUGUACGACCUCGACGUCACCAAGGCCGGCUACAUGACCCAGAUCUACAACGUCGGCUCGACCUUCUGGUCCGUCCUCUUCGGCGUCUGGCUCCGCUACAUCCGCCAGUUCAAAUACUCCGCCCUCUGCUUCGGCCUGCCGCUGAUGAUCCUCGGCUCCGGCCUCAUGAUCUACUUCCGCGGCAGCGACCAGGCCAUCGGCUACGUCGUCAUGGCCCAGAUCUUCAUCGCGUUUGCCGGCGGCACCCUCGUCAUCUCCAACGAGAUGGCCGUCAUGGCCGCCGCCGACCGCGAGGGCGUCCCCCUCAUGCUCUCCUACCUCUACCUCUUCAACAGCGUCGGCGGCUCCAUCGGCCAGUCCGUCGCCACCGCCAUCUACGGCAACACCUGGUCCAAGGCCGUCGCUUCCAAACUCCCCGCCGCCCAGCAGAACCUCGUCUCCACGCUGUACCUGGGUGGAUAUACUGUCCAGCAGACGUACCCGCCGGGCUCCGUCGUGCGCGAGGCCAUCAAUUACGGCUGGGGCCGCACGCAGUAUUACAGCUGCAUCUCCUCCACCGCGCUCCUCGUCCUCGGCUUCCCGGCCAUCUUGCUCUGGCGCAAUUACCGCCUCGAUAAGAAGCAGAAUAAGGGUACCAUGUUGUAG